Messenger RNA from Trematosphaeria pertusa, 1740 nucleotides. RefSeq lists its product as uncharacterized. Bases 1 to 1740 code for a protein of 579 amino acids. Lineage: Eukaryota; Fungi; Ascomycota; Dothideomycetes; Pleosporales; Trematosphaeriaceae. The record is from RefSeq and is a predicted model, not a curated record. The transcript has 3 exons.
AUGGAGACAAACAGCCAGGUUCAACAGCCUUUCGAACCUCUGAGUGCCUGUUCAUGGCCGUUACUAUUCGGUGUUUGGGCGCUACUUGUCUCUCCAACACUACAGGAUACCGUGUAUAGCGCGAAUGGCACCCUAGCAGUCCAUAGUAUUGCGCCAUGCCACCUCUACGGUGACGGAGAUCUAUACGGCCGAGGUGUCCGCUGGAGCUUCUACAUACAGUUUAUCGCCGGCACUUUUGGAGACAUCUGGGGUCUAAAAGAGGAGCUUCGUGCACUACGAAUCGGCUUCAAUAUCAUCAUAUUUGCCGUCCUGGUCGCCACAAUCCUGAGCACGAAUCGUGGCAGCCUGGCCGCUUUGGAAUGGUAUCUUGUCUCCUCCAUUGUCCUAAUCCUGCCAUUCUACGUAUCUUGGCCUCUUCGGUUCGGCUUUAUCAAAAAGGCGGAGUGGAAGGAAGCAUGGAUUCAGCGCUCGAAGCAAGAACUACCGACUUGGAAGACGUUCUGGAAAGGUUGGCUCAAAGCUUUGAUUUGGAAGAGCAUGGCCAAAGCCUUGAGGAGCAAGGUCCGCCUUCCCAUCUUCGGCAGCUUCAUUGAAGCAGGAAACGAAAAGGAGUAUGCAAAAGACUAUCUCUCCAUGGGACUGCUUCUACUCCUCUACACUGUCUAUCUCGCACUCCAACCCUGGCUUUAUUUCAUGCGCGCCUAUCAAGGAUAUAAGACAGGGUGCGCCGUCCGAAUCUAUGUCGUCUACCGCUACGUGGACGUCCAUGGCCAUAAAUGGGUCAUUUUGAUGAGGAUCGGUGCGGUCUUGGCAAUUUUGUUUGCCCUCUACACGUUAAAGAAAUCUGUUCUCUAUAUUCGCCGAGGUGUCCAUAAUUGGCUCAAGGAAAUGCGGGAGAAGGAAAGGGAGAAACUCGUAGCGGACUUGGAGCGCAACGACGAGGAGAGGGAAGAACCAGCUCGGCCAAGAACCCACCUUGGGCUGGCACGGGAGACCACCGUCGAUAAAGAGGACUUGACAUCGCUAUCCAGCAUGGAAUACAAACGACGCAAGAAGUUCUAUGACGACAACAAAGCAAUAUUCGAAUCUUACUAUUACUUGGUAUCGAUCUUAAUGCACAUCGCCGCUGCAGUUCCAGCCUUUGUGGGGACAUCGGUCAUCAAGUUCGUCGAGGCCACAAUCUCCGAGAACGACAUCGACCUAUCGGCGUCUCCAUUGAGUUCCACAAGUCAGCUGCUUCCACUCAUUGUCGGCAUCCUCACAUCCCUCAAUGUUGCUUGCGCGCUUCUGUUCAAGGCCAAAGCGUCUUGGGAAAAGAACGGGGAGUCCAUUCUCCUGAAUCUUAGCACCGCCACCGAGAAUACCGGAGUUGCCAUUAUACAGGGCCUUAAGACAUUCGCCAAGGAUACCGCUAAACGCUAUCGGUCGGCCUGGGGAUGGCUCAAGGAUAAGUGGGAACCUAUCCAAGCGACAAUCCAGCGAACGGACGAGGGAUUCAAGGAGCGCGUCACCUGGAUUCGCAGAGGAAUAGUCGAGCAAGUCUUAUGGCCGACCAUCCGGCACCUUGCCACCAUGGUCAAGAAAAUUGGCGCCUUUUGUACUCCUCGUCAACGUAAUAGCACCCCAGGCUUAAUCGCCGUCCCAGAUCGUCAGUCAUCUCUUCGAAGUCAGCCAGCUUUGGAAAGCUCCAACACUCGUCUUCACGCUCCACAAGGCCAAUCUACAGGGCUCCGCUACUGA